GAGGAGCCACUUCACUCCGUGGGUCUGCGCACCGCGCGUUGCGUUCUGGGGAGAAAGAGAGGGAGAAAGAAGCACCGGCGGCUCCACAAGCGCGGCACAAUUCCAAGUGGAAGUGAGAGUGAAGCAGCAGCAGCAGCAGCAGCAUGGAGCUGGUCAGACUUGCCGUGUCCCUCCUCCACAUCCUCAUGUGUCCUGCGUGGGCCUUAUCUCAUCACCCUCUCAUGGACAGCAUCCUCUCAGCCAGGUCAGCCCUCAGGUUUCUGGAUGAGCCGAGGGGCUUCGACCCCUGUUGUCUCAUGUCACCGCCUCCGCCGCCGCUCUUCCCUCCACCGCCUCAGCUGUGGAAGCAAGGAAGCCCCAACGGCGUCGGUGUGUUGGAGCCAAGUGUAGUUGGGAAAGAGGAAGAGCCAAAAGAAAAACCUGUCACGCCUGGGUGUUUGCCUGGACCUCCAGGACCUCCAGGACCCCAGGGCCCAGACGGUCAAAGUGGACUACCUGGCAUCAGAGGACCGAAGGGUGAAAAGGGAGAAAUUGGACGCCCAGGGUUGAAGGGCCGUACUGGAGCUCCAGGUCUUCCAGGGAAACAAGGACUUCCAGGAUGGCCUGGUCCAGAGGGACCCACGGGUGAGAAAGGGGAUCCAGGACUCAUGGGCUUACCAGGACUGAGGGGACCACCAGGGACAAAGGGUUUACCUGGUUAUAAAGGAGAUAAGGGCAUUCAAGGUGACCCAGGGUCAGCAGGAUCAAAGGGCGAUAAGGGUACCAUUGGUUUGCCCGGGAUGCUUGGACAGAAGGGUGAACAAGGGCCAAAGGGAGAGCCAGGAGUCUCAGGGAAAAGGGGACCAACUGGGCGACCUGGCAAGAGAGGCAAACAGGGUAUGAAGGGCCACAGUGGAGCCCCUGGAAUCACUGGCCCUACAGGUCCCUCCGGUCCAAAUGGCCUCCCUGGGCCACCGGGUCCCCCUGGCUCAGGUCUUUAUCUCGUAGGGGAAAAGGGAGAGAAGGGUGUCCCAGGUCAGCCGGGUCACUGUGACUGCGACACCACGGUUGGAGCAAAUAACGCUCCCUAUGGAAGUUACACACAACGGAGCGGCCCGAAUAAAGUCCCCGCAAUAUUUGUGGUCAACAAUAAGGAGGAGAUGGGCCGUCUAAAUCUGGCCAAUGCAAUCGCAUUCAGGAAGGAUCAGAAGAUGCUGUACUUUAAAGAUACAGAUGGAUGGAAGCCCAUACAGCCCUUCCAGCCAUUCCAGUCUACGGAGAAAGUCCCAGACAGAGUCGGUGUGUGUGGGGACAGAAAAGUGCAGGCGCAGCAUGGAGAGGAGUGUGAUGACGGAAACCAGAUUGUCACCGACGCUUGCCUCAACUGCAGGUGGGCCUACUGCGGAGACGGCUACCGACAUGAAGGCAUGGAGGAAUGCGAUGGAAAGGACUUUGGUUAUCAGACGUGCAAAUCCUAUCUGCCUGGAUCCUUCGGGCAGCUCAGAUGCACCGACUCUUGCUUCAUUGACUCCACUGGUUGCAAGUACUUCACCUGAACUUAAAAAAAAGUUGCUACAUUGCAACUUUGCAGUUCCUUAGUCCGAUCCCGGGGGGAUUUCACUUCAGAGUUCAAUUGGAGGCAAACCCUUAAAAACUUAACUGACGGACUGAGAGAAAGCGAGAGACACUCUGGUGCCUGUCCUGAGCCACGGAUUGUCAUGGGAGUCAUCUUUGAAUCGACUGUCCCUCUUGGAGGUUUAACUCUUUCAGAGCAGCUCCUUGCUAAUGUCACACCACUGGCUACAGCACUGUUACUGGUUGUAAAAAUGAUUGAAAGUUACUAAAUAGUUAAAUGUGUAUGACUUGAUGACUGUUAAUGAAAAAAUAAGCUGCGUUCUCAACUUCUUUUGUAGUCACCGAGAAAAAAAAAGCUUAUACUGAAGAGGCAGCAAUAUUAUUGACACUAUAUGUACUGCAGUAUGCAAAUCAGGGGGAUGUAUAUGUGUUAAUUUCUUUACAGUGUAUUAGACAACAUGUUUAUGGAGUGCAGUGCUGUGAUAUUGCAUGUGAAUGUGUUUCGGUGCACAGCAGACUGCUUUAACCAGAGCCGUAAAUGAAUCCGUCCCAAGUGUGGCCCCCUAGAGAUUUAAUAUGUCCAAAUAAUGGGACACUGAGGAAAAUGAAUGUCAUACAGAGGUGUGUUGUUUUUUUAACAGCAAGCAUGAAAAUAUUUAUAUCUCUCUUACAAAUGAAUGAAUUCACUAUAAUGUCACUAACUGAUGAUCUGCCUGCAUCAAUGUAAAUUUCAUAAGUCACUGUCCACUAAUAAAGACCUGUCUCACUGUUUAAA
Molecule: messenger RNA, 2329 nt
Organism: Solea senegalensis (Senegalese sole)
Lineage: Eukaryota; Metazoa; Chordata; Actinopteri; Pleuronectiformes; Soleidae
Product: acetylcholinesterase collagenic tail peptide-like
Exons: 18
Coding region: 144-1535 (463 amino acids)
Source: RefSeq, a predicted model, not a curated record